AUGGAGGUGAAGAAAUGUGAAAGAGGAGAGGAAGAGAUCCUGGGCAUGUUAGCAGCGAGUAUCACUCCGAGAGGAGAAGUGGAAGAGAUGCUGAUUGCGAUCUCCCCACGAAAAGACUGUCGACUCAAAAUAUCGAUGCCUCCUCCAACGGUGGAAACAGAUGAGGAGUUGCUGGUGGCCAGUUUCGAUGGAUCGGCUAGGAUAAAAAAGAAAGGAGGGUCGUUCAGUGCCGUGAUAUGGAAGUUACCCGAAUGGACGAUCGUGGCGGCCGAAUCGAGAUAUGUUCACGAUCUGACUGUGAAUGAAGCUGAGUAUAAUGGCUUGCUACUGUGCUUUGAGUUACUCGCCGAUCUGGAUAGGGGGCGAGUAAUACUGUGUGGAGAUUCCAGUCUGGUGAUUCGACAGAUGCGCGGUGAGAUCGACUGCAAGGCACCGGGCCUUCAGCUUCUGAGACACAAAACGUUGGAGAAGCUGCGGUCAUGGCCUAGUCACGAGUUUCUGCAUAUGAAGCGAGAGUGGAAUCAGAGCGCAGAUCGACUAGCCAGCACAGCAUUGCAGAGCGAAAAGGGAAGAACGGUUGUAGCUGAAGAGGAUCGGCAAGAUCUGAUGACUCUGAACCGUCUCGAUGAAUUGUUGAAGCCCAAGCAAGAUGGUCAGCUGGCUCGGGUAACUGCGAUCACGAGAUCAGCCAGGAGGAUACGUCAUGAACCUGAAGUGAUACAGGAGGAGAUAGUACAGAGGAUCAGGAUUCAACGAAUUGUCCAAGCUCAAGAUGAAGAGCGUUGGAUUGUCAAUCUCAAGAAGUAUCUACGUGGCGACGUAUCAAACUUGGAUGCGGUAGAAGUGAAGAUGUGCGCCAAACUGGCGCCGGAAUACGAGAUCGAUGAGAACAAUCUGCUAUUUGUUUGCCCCAUGGCGAAAAGAGAGUCAGAAGAUCGCGAUGGUUUGAUGCGGUUGGUGAUCCCUGAGACGUUGCAGCAGGAAUUUUUGCAUCACUAUCACAAGAGUCUGGAAGGAGGCCAUCAGGGUAUUGGCCGAACCUAUCAGAGGAUCAGAUCGCGAUUUCAUUGGAGAGGACUGUAUCGGAGCGUUCAACGAUAUGUGGGCGAAUGUACCGACUGUGAGACCGGGAAAGGAAACCCGAUGAUUCAUGGGAAAUCCCCGGGCAAUCUACACGCAACCUAUACAUUCCAGAUCAUCGCCAUGGAUCAUAUACCGUCGUUGCCCAAGUCCAUCAAGGGGAACACCGAACUGCUCAUUUGGGUCGACCUUUUCUCGGGAUAUGUGAUUGCAAAGGCUAGCUCCUCUCGGACGGCACAAACAAUAGCGGAGAAUUACGAAGAAUGUGUGUUUCGACGCUUCGGAGCUAGCGAGGCUAUCAGGCACGAUCGAUAA
Molecule: messenger RNA, 1395 nt
Organism: Peronospora matthiolae
Lineage: Eukaryota; Oomycota; Peronosporomycetes; Peronosporales; Peronosporaceae
Source: the annotation of a GenBank genome assembly